This is a messenger RNA of Fomitopsis serialis, 983 nucleotides long. RefSeq lists its product as uncharacterized. The annotation marks the transcript as partial. The record is from RefSeq and is a predicted model, not a curated record. The transcript is spliced from 3 exons. NCBI's taxonomy places the organism in Eukaryota, Fungi, Basidiomycota, Agaricomycetes, Polyporales, Fomitopsidaceae.
GACGGUCGACGCGGAACCGACAUCGCACACGAAGAGAACGUCCCGGUCGGAGCGCGCCGCACGUUCGCACAGAGCAUCGCACACCAUCCGAACACAGCGUACACAGCGGACCGGCUUGACCGCUCAGCUCGAAAGAGAGCUGGACGCCCUUGAAGGGCGCAUUCCGAAGAGCCGUCGACGCGCCUCGAGAAGAUCGGCAACUGGUCUCCAGUUACAUCUUCUCCUGCUUCCUUCGCCGCAGCCUGCACCGUAUACGCCAGCGCCUCCACCUACGCGAGCUGGUACUCCUCCAGACGAACGAACCCUAUACCAGCAACUUCAGCAUCGUCUACGCCGGCAUGCUUGGCGCGACCAUCCUGUCCUUGAUGUUACCACUGUCAUGUGGUGUUACGCCGAGCUCGAGGAGAUAUACGAGAGGCCCAUGGGAUAUACGAGCCCCGAGCGAGCUCCCGGAGUGGUGGACGUGGCAGCGCGAGACGUACGUGCCUCCGCACCGAAGCUCGCCCGCCGUUACGCGGGCUCCGUCACCGCUUUUGUACGAUCUCCGGUUGCUUAUGGGCGGGCUCGUGGGACCUGUGUUCGGAACGGUCAUACGGCGAGGGCUUGUCAUUGGCGGUAUACUCGUCUGCCUGUCCUGUACCUAUGGAUGAAGCUCUGUAAGGGGAAGGGACGCCGAGUGUUGAUACGUGUGAGGUUUGGUCUACUGCUGGGUCUAUGCGCGCCCGCGAGAUGGGGAGAGGAUACCCAAGUGGUUAUGGACUUGUAUAGCCAAGAACAGUGGGCCGUACCUAUGAUAGCUACCUAGUACAGACCUACAUAGUGCGCCUCCGUCAAUUUAUCUAUGGUCAUGAGUUUCACAUGUGGCGAGAGACCUCCUUGGUUGCAUUCAUGCUUCGUCGCUCAGCGAGGCACGGAUAAAUAUCGUGACGAAACCGGCGACUCCGUUCUUAGGGACACUGAGAGUACGCCUCGCUCAGCGAUAG